Ipomoea nil (Japanese morning glory) is the source of this 828-nucleotide messenger RNA. RefSeq names its product adenylate isopentenyltransferase 5, chloroplastic-like. The transcript is spliced from 2 exons. NCBI's taxonomy places the organism in Eukaryota, Viridiplantae, Streptophyta, Magnoliopsida, Solanales, Convolvulaceae. The coding region runs from base 1 to 828 and encodes 275 amino acids. Gene Ontology annotation, biological process: cytokinin biosynthetic process; tRNA modification. Gene Ontology annotation, molecular function: tRNA dimethylallyltransferase activity. The record is from RefSeq and is a predicted model, not a curated record. Gene Ontology annotation, cellular component: mitochondrion.
AUGGGCAUGAACAAGAAGGUGGUGGCGUUCGUGAUGGGAGCGAGCGGGUCGGGAAAAUCAAAGCUUUGUGUCCACCUAGCAAGCCGUAUUGGGGGAGAAAUUAUCAACUCCGACAAGAUACAAGUUUAUAGAGGACUUGAGGUUUUGUCCAACAAGAUUGUUGAGGGGGAGAAGCUUGGCGUGCCUCACCAUUUGAUUGGGGAAGUUGACCCGGAUAAAGAAUAUACGGCUCGUGACUUUUGCUUUGAGGCCACUUCUGUAAUCGAGAGAAUCACAAAGUCCGGCAAGGUUCCGAUUGUGGGAGGAGGAUCCAAUUCAUUCCUUGAAGCAUUGGUGGAGGACCCUCUUUUCAACUUCAAGUCCAACUAUCAUGGCUGCUUCAUUUGGCUUGAUGUUUCUCCCCAUGUUUUGAACACUUUUGUGUCCGAACGAGUUGACCAAAUGGUUAAUCAAGGGCUAGUUGAGGAGGUACGAGGAAUAUUUGAUCCAGACAAAGAUUACACAAGGGGUAUCCGAACCGCCAUUGGGGUUCCUGAAAUGGACAAAUAUCUGAGAGCCGAAACUAACAAAGAUUUGUCUGAUGCUGAGAAGAAGUUGCUGCUUGAAUCCGCCAUUGCUGAAAUCAAAGCUAACACUAUAAGCUUAACUCGCCGUCAAGUGGAGAAAAUCCGACGGCUGAGGGAUGAGCUGGGAUGGCCCAUUCACCACAUUGAUUCCACCCCAGUGUUUCAGAUCGACGGUGACAAACAGGCUCAGCAAGCAGCAUGGCUCAAGUUGGUUCUCAAACCCAGCUUCAAUAUUCUGCAACAGCAUAUCUCAAAAACAUGA